This is a messenger RNA of Cantharellus anzutake, 1890 nucleotides long. RefSeq lists its product as uncharacterized. The transcript is spliced from 7 exons. Gene Ontology annotation, molecular function: metal ion binding. Lineage: Eukaryota; Fungi; Basidiomycota; Agaricomycetes; Cantharellales; Hydnaceae. Bases 154 to 1722 code for a protein of 522 amino acids. The record is from RefSeq and is a predicted model, not a curated record.
GCCACUCUUACUAAGGCCGCUUCCCCACUGCAUUAUAACGGCGAGCUUCCAACACGUAGCGGUGAAAUCGGCCUGCAACCAGUUCUCUUAGACAUACCCCUAUCCGCCCUCUGUCUGUUUAUCACUUUCUAAGUAGAUCCAAGCACAAUCAGCAUGACGGAUGCGACUCGUGGCUUGCCUCUCCUAAGUGGACCGCCACCCAUUGUUGAAGAGCCCAGCCGAUCUGGCUGCAGAAAAUGCGGGAAAGAGUUCGGACUUCUCACUAGAUCCAGAACGUGUAAUCAUUGUGGCUUCUCAUACUGCUCCACCUGCAGCGACCAUCAGGCUCUGAUGCCCCGCAGCGAACCUCAGUCCGGACAACCCGGAUAUGAGGCUGUCCCAGUAUGCGCAUAUUGCAUCCCAAAUCUCAUUGUCACUGCCAGCGGUCGAGGGCAACUACGAUCUAUGCACGUACCCCACUUGAGAGCAUAUGCCAAGGCGUAUGGACUAUCACUUCCGCAGAAUGCCCUCGAGAAGAAUGAAAUCAUCGAAGCCAUUUUUUCGGCCAGGGGGCCUAACGGUUGCUUGUCUACGGACAAUGAAGACUAUUAUCGACGGCAUUCGGUGCCCAACAGGACUUCGGGGCGCCGAUCACGGUCGUUGUUCUCUCGAAUGGCUGAUGUAGUCUCAAAUGCUGCAAAUGUAGCUCAGGCUGCCACAGGGGGAGGAACUCCUCGACCCAAUCCACAGCCCUCUCGCCCGAAUCAACAACCUCGGCCUCAACCUCGGCCUUCGCAACCUCGGCCUUCGCAAUCUCGCCCCUCGCAGUCCCAAACUCAAUACAAUGCUUCCCCACCGAAUGCAAAUACUUCGUAUGCCCAUCAACCCUCAUCACUUGCUAAUCCGCCACCCCGUGCGACUCGUUCUCAACCGUCCAAUCCCAAUCCCCAGCCGCCACAACCGCAACCAAUCCGUCCUGCCCGUACACCCACACCACCCCCUCCUUCUCUUGACGACCUUCUAGAGAUGACACACGAUCAGCUUCAUAAACUUUCCAUCGGUACACUGAAAACAAUCCUGUGGGACAACCAUGUGACUAUUGGUCAAAUACUCGAGAAAGAUGAUCUUGUGAACAAGGUUGAAGUCUUAUUGACAAACGAACGAUCUGACAGAGAACGGGAGGCGAGGAUAAGAGCGGAGGAAGAACAGGCUUAUUUAGAGCAGCAAGCAAGGAUGAGAGAGGAAUGGAGAAGGAGAGAGGCGGAGCGGGAGGCUUCCAGGAGAAGUCAAGAGGAUCGGAGAAUGAGUGUUGAUGUGCCGACGGAACACUCGCCAGCAGGGCACGAGUCCCAAUCUGACUCUGGGGUUCAUGUUACGCCUACGGAAUUCGUGCCUGAAGUGGUUAUCGACCCGCCAGUAGAGGAAGGGCAGCAUUCUGAGCAUCAGGAGCAUGCUGUCGCCCAUGAAGCACCAAUACGUCCUCCAUCCCCUGUACCAUCGUCAGCUUCAGCCCCUCCGACCUUAUCAUCUUCUCCACCGAAGCCAGCCAUGUCUGUUCCUGAACGAAGCGGUCUUUGUGCGAUUUGUCAAGAUGAAGAGGCAAACAUCGUCGUUGUAGAUUGCGGUCAUCUGGCGAUGUGUCGCUCAUGCUCAGAACUAGUCAUGAACUCGAGUCGUGAAUGUCCCCUGUGUAGAACGCGCAUCGUUACGCCUCAACGCUUGUUACGUGUGUUUAGGACGUAGAAUGCACCCUUUUUGUGUCAUUGUACAUCACCGUUAUUUGUAGGACCGUCCUUGGUAUAAUCAUAUUCCAUGGCUCCUGGUCCAGAUAUUUAACACCUUCCUUCGAGUCAACAUAAUGUACUUAAUCUUUGCGUCUCCAAUUAGUUAAGUUCACUCUAGUGUGAUCCG